This is a messenger RNA of Paramecium sonneborni, 1465 nucleotides long. The record is from the annotation of a GenBank genome assembly. Lineage: Eukaryota; Ciliophora; Oligohymenophorea; Peniculida; Parameciidae.
AUGAUAUUUCUAUUUUUUUUAUUCAUCGAAAUACUACUUGCAUUUAGGAAACUUUAAAUUAGUCAUACUCAAAGUGCUCUUUAUAAAAAUUACAUAAUUUUCAAUCAAAAUAAUGCUAUUGCAUAUUCCUCAAUUCAGGAUCUUAAUCAAUUUUCAAUUAUUUCAGAAGAUAUGAAUGAGUUUUGUCUCCAAAAUGAUUUUCUUGCUGUUUGGUAUUAUUCAUCAAAUAUAAUUAAGGAACAGAGAUAUAAUUAUCAUGUAUACCUUAUAAGAAGAGAAUGAAAACACUAUUAAUGUAGCAGAAUCAUUUAAUAUUAAAAAUGAAAAUUUCAUCAAUAUAACUAUUUCUUCCUUUUAUUUUAUAGCUCAAUUUAGAAACCGUUCAUUAUAUGUACAUAAUUUAUUAAGUCAAAACACAAGAAUACUAGAUUUUACUAAAAUAGAAUAAUAAAAUAGCUCUCCAAAAUAUAUUGAGGUAUAUAAAUAUGAUUCUAACUUAACUUUUACAUAUUUGAAUUCAGACAACAAAUUUCAUAUUAAUUAUUAAAAUGAAAAUAAUCUAUAAUAUGAAGAGAAAGUUUGGAUGAGUAUUCAAACUGAUUUAUUUUCAGCAUAAUAUUGGGAAAAUGGAACUGCUAUCUUUAUGAAUUCUGAUUAUGUUAAUUAUACAAUACCAAUUUAAGUUUUAUUUUGGCAUGUUUACGAUGAUGAUCUAUUGGAAUUUCUUAGCAAUCGAAAAUACGACUAAAAUUCUAAAAUCAAUAUUAAAUAUUUAUAUUCAAUUUAAGAUACUUAUGUAUUUGCUAUUUUUACAAAUAAAGGGAUUUGUUAUCAAUAUUAUAGUUAGAGUAUAUAAAUCAACUAUGGAAAUAUUCUUUGUAUGAAAAUUGAAGAUGAAUAAUAUUAGUUAUAUGAUGUAAAUUUUAAUUAGGGACUCUAACUUCUACUGAGAAACAAUCAAACAAAUGAAUUAGCAAUCGAUUAUUAUAAUCAAUGUUUAUUAUAUUCAAUCAACCCUAUUAAAAAUUCAUGCUCUUUAUGUUUAAAGGAAUAUUGUUUUAAUGAAUGUCAUUCUAUUAAAUCAUAUUAAUGCAAUGAUAAUAAGAUAUAUAAACUAAGUUGGACUUUUAUGCUUAUUUUUCUUUUGAUUGGUUUCAUAUUUUCAUUGAUAAUUUAUUGCAUAACUUAGAUAUUAGAAUGUUUUAUUCAGCUUAAAUAAUUCUUGUAGUUUAUUGGUGGUAAACUAUCAAAAUUUCUGAAUAUUAGAAUGCAACAACUAAAAAAAAAAUUAUAUUAAAAAUUUAAACGCAUAUUAGCAUAAUCGAAAAAUAACACCUGUCCUAUUUGUUUAGAAGAUGUAAUUGAUGCAAGAUUUUUUCCGUGUUAGAAUCAUACAGCAUGUUAUGUUUGUUUCAGAGAAUACAAUAAUAAUUAAUAAAUGACAUGUCCUUUUAGAGAUGUAUGA